Molecule: messenger RNA, 1498 nt
Organism: Arvicanthis niloticus (Nile rat)
Lineage: Eukaryota; Metazoa; Chordata; Mammalia; Rodentia; Muridae
Gene: Arpc4
Product: actin related protein 2/3 complex subunit 4
Biological process (GO): Arp2/3 complex-mediated actin nucleation; actin filament polymerization
Cellular component (GO): Arp2/3 protein complex; actin cytoskeleton
Molecular function (GO): actin filament binding
Source: RefSeq, a predicted model, not a curated record
GACUGCGGCUGCGCCUCUCUCGAAAGGGCAGGCGUCGUGGGGCCGGGCACUUCCGCACUUCCGCUUUCCGGCCCAGACAGCGCCCGCGAUGACUGCCACUCUCCGCCCCUACCUUAGUGCCGUGCGGGCCACACUGCAGGCCGCCCUCUGCCUGGAAAACUUCUCUUCCCAGGUCGUGGAACGACACAACAAGCCAGAGGUCGAAGUCAGGAGUAGCAAAGAACUCCUAUUACAGCCUGUUACCAUCAGCAGGAAUGAGAAGGAAAAGGUUCUGAUUGAAGGCUCCAUCAAUUCUGUCCGGGUCAGCAUUGCUGUGAAACAGGCUGAUGAGAUUGAGAAGAUUUUAUGCCAUAAAUUCAUGCGCUUCAUGAUGAUGCGAGCAGAGAACUUCUUUAUCCUUCGAAGGAAACCUGUGGAGGGGUAUGACAUCAGCUUUCUCAUCACUAACUUCCACACGGAGCAGAUGUACAAACACAAACUGGUGGACUUUGUAAUCCACUUCAUGGAGGAGAUCGACAAGGAGAUCAGUGAGAUGAAACUGUCAGUUAAUGCCCGGGCUCGGAUCGUGGCCGAGGAGUUUCUCAAGAAUUUUUAAACCAUCUAGCUGGAUCUCGCAGCCCUCCCCCCCCGUGGCCUCCCGUGUCUCUGCGUCUGCGAAGGUGUCCUGGAGUCACUCCCUGGAGCAGCGGUGCAGCAGCAGCAGGAAGCUGGGUUGGGUGGGCAUUGGAUGCGGGAGGUGGUGUGGUGUGCUUGCUAGCUGUGCAGAAAGGCAGCAGUGGACCUGCCCCCAUGGCCACAUGUGUCUGGCCUGGCUAGCUUCUGAUGCUCAGUCCCCUGGGCCAGGACAGACUUUUUUUUUAAAACGUCUUGAAACCUAAACUCUGUGCUUGUAGAAGACUGUAACCUUUUUGUCUCUCUCUUUCUCUCUCUCUUUUUUUUUUUUUUAAACAAAACAAAACCAACCUCCACCUCCAGUGGCUGUGACUGGCCCCAGUGAUUGUACCUUAUUGGUCGCUGUGGUCUGGGCGGGCCUGGAGCCAGAAGGCGACUAUUUUUCCCCAAGCCACCCCAGGUGGGGAGAGAGGGAAGUUUCAGACUACAGUUUUGUUUUUUUUUUUUUUUUCUUGCUGUCUUAAAAGCCUCCUUGGGCUAGUAGAGGUGGUGUGGACCCUCUACUAGCCUCUUGAGUUCUGCCUGAAGAUGCCCACUGCAUUGGUUGGGAACAAGGGCUGAAUCCAUGAUUGCCGGGCAGGCCUAGGAGCUGGGGCCCAGAAGCCAGGCCAACUUCUGGCGGUAGGGGCCACCUGGUGUCCAUCCAACACCCUUCCAGCUGAGAGGCCCCAAGGUUUCCCCAUCUGGGUACAGUGCCUGUGCUGGAGGUGCAGAGGUGAGUCCUGCCUGCUCAGGCUCCUCUGUUCCCAUGCUCACUGUCUCUGAUUCUGAUGAAUUCCCCCUUCCCCUAAUUAAAGUCUCUUCCUGCCCCUUUGGGGCUGCAUGA